This is a messenger RNA of Nerophis lumbriciformis (worm pipefish), 1124 nucleotides long. Lineage: Eukaryota; Metazoa; Chordata; Actinopteri; Syngnathiformes; Syngnathidae. The record is from RefSeq and is a predicted model, not a curated record.
GAAGAAGAAGCCCCAACGAGUGGCUGCGAACACCGGAGGGGAGGUACGCCUACUCUCCUACAAGCCACAGCGGAGGCCGAGCGGGGGACUGCUGGUGGAACGUGGGGCGGAGUUUGGUUUCAUCAUAGCCUGUGGGGUCUGAGAAGCAGCCUGUGAUGAUUGGAGGAUUGUUUAUCUACAACCACAAAGGGGAGGUGCUCAUAUCCAGGGUCUACCGAGAUGAUAUAGGCGUGAUCCACGCGCGGCAGCAGGUCCGCUCUCCGGUGACCAACUUCUUCCACGUGAAGUGCUCCAACAUCUGGUUGGCGGCCGUCACCAAGCAGAAUGACGCCGCCAUGGUGUUCGAGUUCCUCUACAAGAUGUGCGACGUCAUGACGGCCUACUUUGGCAAGAUCAGUGAGGAGAACAUCAAGAACAACUUUGUGCUCAUCUACGAGCUGCUCGACGAGAUUCUGGACUUUGGAUACCCCCAGAACUCAGAAACUGGAGCACUGAAGACAUUCAUCACUCAGCAAGGCAUUAAGGGACAGCACCAGACAAAAGAGGAGCAGUCUCAGAUCACCAGCCAGGUGACGGAGCAGAUCGGCUGGCGUCGCGAGGGCAUCAAAUAUUGUCGCAAUGAACUCUUCCUGGAUGUGCUGGAGAUGUCACCGCAAGGUCAGGUCCUCAGCGCCCACGUGUCAGGCCGAGUCGAGAUGAAGAGUUACCUUAGCGGGAUGCCGGAGAGCAAAUUCAGCAUGAACGACAAGAUCGUCAUCGACAAGCAAGGCAAGGGAGGCGCGUCCGACGAUGCUGGGAAGAGCCAGUCCAUCGCCAUCGACGACUGCACCUUCCACCAGUGUGUGCGUCUCAGCAAGUUCGACUCAGAGCGCAGCAUCAGCUUCAUCCCCCCCGACGGAGAGUACGAGCUUAUGGGGUACCGCACCACUAAGGACAUCAUCCUGCCGUUCCGGGUGAUCCCUCUGCUCCCCGAAGUUGGGCGCACUAAACUUGAGGUGAAGGUGGUCAUCAAGUCCAACUUCAAACCAUCGCUGCUGGCUCAGAAGAUCGAGGUCCGCAUCCCCACGCCCCUCAACACCAGCGGCGUGCAGGUGAAUUUGAAGGGAAAGGAAGCCUUCGAAUAA